AUCUGGUUAUAAAGUACUUGUAAAUACGUAUUGUGCUGUAUUGAGAUGAAUGAAAUAUUGAAUUUUUAAAACCUAUUUGUAUGCUGCACAUCUGAAGAGCCGGCUACUCACGCUUCAAUCAAAACAUCGGCCAACUGGCGACCGCAGGAACAUUGAAUGGCCAACUGGGCGGAGUAAUUCGGUUAUGGCCACGCCCACCGGGCAAUUAUAAAGUCAAUUUGAGCUACUUUAGCAGGGGUCCUGGCAAGUCCUGCGAAAGAGUACAAACGAGUGGGGAGAGCGGAAAAGUCUUCUAAUCAAUUUACCAACGAGGCAACCCCUCAGAAGUUUGAUAAUUGCAUUGUGCUGCGCUUUGUGAAAAGUUUGUUUUUUUUUUGCCAGAGUGGGAAAUUAGAAGGCCAGCUAUAAAAUUAGCCAUAUGGCGAAGAAGGGGUUUCCCAGGUAGAAGCAUUUUCCGAUGCUUUGUUUCCUUCCCCUCCCCGUAUAAAACUGGCAAUUGCAUUUCUAUUUCCAUUUAACGGCAGCUGAGACCCUCGACUAUAAAACUUUAUCGACUUGUUAACUGAGCUUCGUAUCAAUAAAUGCCAACGUGCCACACAGACGUUGACAUGCCAUUAAAUGUCAAUGCCAAGUGCGUCUCAGGACACAUAUCCUGGAUCCUUUAGUCAGUUUUUGCAUGACGACGAGGGUGCUCUACACCCCUCGAAGCACAACAAUUGUGGAAUUUGCAAGGGUAAGUGCCAGCAUUUGGGCCAAAUUGUUGUAUAAACUCAAUGAAAUUAAAAUGCGAAAAAGAGAGAAAUGUGAGUGCAAAUAAAUGAAUGGAAUGAAAUAAAAAUGGCAAAGUAUCCGGAUCGCUUUCAUUAGUUAAUGGAUUGCUCAUGAGAUGAAUGGAGAGACCUAUUUGAAUACAGUCGUAGUGCUGAUAUCUCAACUGCACCCGCGAUUAAUCAGAAUUAUGUGCUCAAGACGCCAUAUUAGUAUUCAUUCUUAAAGUGUAAUUCAAGUAAAUCAGUCGCAAUGAAAAGCUAUCUGCUGCUGGGCAUAUUAUUAUUAUACUAUCUGUGCAUGUUUUUGCUGAUUGAGGGACGGAGUGCUGGGAUCAAAGAGAAAAGCGACCAUAGCACAAAUAUGCAUCUUCUCUGCCCAACUUUUUCAAACAUUUCUCUGCAGAACAUAACCCGUCUCUAUAGAUCAAGUUUGGGUGGACGCGUACAAACGGAUCACUUGGGAAGAUCACGGACUCACCAUCGGAGAAGAGUUCCAACUAGGCGUCGAAAUAAGCCAAAACUUAACCAUUCUCUACAGCAAAUUGCUUGAAUAAAGAUACUUUUAUGAUCCAAA
Molecule: messenger RNA, 1344 nt
Organism: Drosophila simulans
Lineage: Eukaryota; Metazoa; Arthropoda; Insecta; Diptera; Drosophilidae
Exons: 3
Coding region: 1021-1320 (99 amino acids)
Source: RefSeq, a predicted model, not a curated record